GCUUCAGUGAUAUAGAUGACACAAAUAUUCUUUCUGGUGAUGAUGUAGCUAAAACUUUUGAGCAAUCACAGGAAAAAAUUGUUAAAAUUCAGGAAGAUACAUUAUUACUUUUCAGUUUUAAGACCAGAGCUAAAGGAUUGUUCGAUCUCAAGGCUACAAUAAAAUUGAUUAAUGCAAUAGUAGGAAAUUGGUGUAGUUAUACCAUUAAGAGUGAUGCAACUCGUGUAGAAGAAGCAAAACUUCGAUGCUCUGAAUCAUCCAGUAAUGAGAUUUGUGAAAAGAGUUCUUGUAAUAGUAUUGUUGAGAAGCCUGUAAUAAAUUUGUCACAAUUGCUUUCUUUGGUAUCAACUCAAAAUCAAUCAAAUAAUUCUAAACAAUCCUUAGACAUGAUAUACCCACCUCCGGCAAUUACGAUUAGGAAUUUUGAACGAGAUGCCUGA
This is a messenger RNA of Scutellospora calospora, 440 nucleotides long. Lineage: Eukaryota; Fungi; Glomeromycota; Glomeromycetes; Diversisporales; Gigasporaceae. The record is from the annotation of a GenBank genome assembly.